Molecule: messenger RNA, 2232 nt
Organism: Diaporthe amygdali
Lineage: Eukaryota; Fungi; Ascomycota; Sordariomycetes; Diaporthales; Diaporthaceae
Exons: 9
Coding region: 1-2232 (743 amino acids)
Biological process (GO): positive regulation of transcription by RNA polymerase II; DNA-templated transcription
Cellular component (GO): nucleus
Molecular function (GO): sequence-specific DNA binding; DNA-binding transcription factor activity, RNA polymerase II-specific; zinc ion binding
Source: RefSeq, a predicted model, not a curated record
AUGGAGAUCGACAGCAGCAGUGACCGACAUGACGCCCACGCAGAUUCUCAGGAGCAUGCCCAGCAGGCGAGAAAGCCCCUGAAGCGGCGAAGAGGUGCAUGCGAGGGCUGUAGACCCAAGAAAGUACGCUGCGAUGGAGGGAGGCCAUGUUCCGCGUGCAAGAAAUCCGGGGAUGAGUGUCGAUAUGUUUCCACCAUGAAGCGGUGGAAACACGCCAGGUCCUGGAGCCGCAGCUCCGAAAACUCCAACGAAGAGACUAUUGUUUGGGGUCCUGCCAGGCCGGGCUCGCCAAGCGUGGUGCCAGAGACCGCCCACCACAAGGAUGGUGAACCCCUACCGACAGCAAUCUCCCUCAUUACACCAUCUUCCUCAAUCCCCAUACAGGUCUCCGACGGCGUGUCGACACAUUCGCCAAGCCAGGGAUCCCUCACACCAAGGGCCCCUGCCAUACCGAACUCAAGCACAUACCAUGGGCAACAAACACCCUCGCUUUUCCCCCAGGACAUCAAUAACCAGGACUGGAACUCAAUGUUCACGGAAGACUCAUUCGACCUGUCGCAGUUCGCCGUAACAACACCGGUCCAGACGGUUGUUCCUCUGGACGAACCGGACCAGAUUAGGCCAACCACUGCCACUGAUGAAACCACUAUUACGCUCAACAGCCCUGUCCACUUACUUCCUAACCACCUGGACUUUGACCACCUAGGUCUGAUACAAUUUGACCGCGGUACAGGUCGACUCGAACUUAUUCCUUCAGACCAUGGACCUGACAGUGAGAUGACCGCGUGCUCUGCGGCGAACCCAUGCGCAUUCCUCAUGGACUUUGGGGACUGUCCCCUGGACCGCAGGACGCAGAGCGAGAUUGUCGACAUCAUGAAGACCCUGGCCCCGAGGCAGACCAUUUACCAGCAACCUGGUACACCGGACAUCCUCGAGGUUCGGGCCAUGCUCCCCGACUCGGAUGCUAUUGGCGAGUAUAUUACCGCUUGCUGUGAAGAUCCAAUUGGGGUCGGAACCUUCCUCACCAAGCAAUCCGUCAAUGACGUUAUUCAGCAAGCGCGGCACGCCAAAGGAAGGUCAGGGGAGCAAAAGGUCGCCGCCUGUCUGAUCAAUGCUGUGCUGGCGCUUGGUGCACACAUCUUAUCCGCGAGGACGCCCAGAGACAGCUUUUCGAGCCAUAACUCCAACGGCCAAGCCUAUUUUUCAACUGCUUCGAGCCUCCGAGAUGGGCUGGUGUAUGUGGAGGAUUCGUUGCUCAAAUUCCAAGUGUCUUUCUCCCAGAGGAUGAACUACCAAUUAACGGCUGGGCUGCUCGCCCAGGCUACACAAUGUGCCCAAUCGCUUCGGUUGAACAGCGAGCGGGCAACCAAGACGCAGCUAAACCCGACACCCGAGCUGGAAAGCCGCGCAAAGCGCGCUUUUUGGUAUCUAUAUUCGAUGGAGAAGACAUUCUGUCUCACCCAAGGUACCUUUUCCAUCAUUGAUGAUGGCAACAUUCAAUACCCACCGCCGUCCCCUACCAAGCGCCACCGGGGGCCACACGACUUCGACUGGCUGCAUGUCCUGGUCUUGUACGCCCGAGUCUCGUCCGCGAUCGCCAAGGAGCUCUAUCACACCAAGUCGCCCCUGCGCUCGGUGGAGCACUUUGACCGCACCAUCUCCAACCUGCGCGGCCAGCUGGAGGCAUGGAAAGGGGCGCUACCACAUGCGUACAGGAAAUUCAUUGACUCGGAUGGGCAUCAGGGGGCACUCGGUGAGCCCACAGAGCACUCCCUCCAGCUCUACAUGCUCUACCAGUACCACCAGGCGCUCUUCGCCAUGUACGGGCCCAUCUCCCGACUGCCUGUUGACUGCACGGGACUGGAGAUGUUCCAACAGUGCAUCUACCGCUGCGAACACACCUGUCUGGCAUCGGCGAGAGUCGUGUUGCUCGUAGGUAGCCACCUCAGUCUCGCCGCCGCCUUGAUCGAUCGCCACCUACUACACCUCCCUCUCAUCGCCGUCUGCACCAUCUUCAGGGCGGUCAUGCGGUCCGCCGAGGCCGAACGGAAGGACCUCUCGUACUUGGGUCUGGCCUGCGGCAUCUUGGGCAAGUUAUCUCUAGAGUUUGAUGUUCCGCUGGAGCAGGUACUCGAGCUCAGCAGGCACGCCCGGUCCGUGGUCUCUGAAAAGGCAGAUAAGCCCGAGAGGCCCGGCGCUGUGAGGCAGAUGAGCAGAAACGAGUUCCAUUGA